Caretta caretta (loggerhead turtle) is the source of this 3107-nucleotide messenger RNA. It is a transcript of the gene RTKN, whose product is annotated as rhotekin. Gene Ontology annotation, molecular function: GTPase inhibitor activity. Gene Ontology annotation, cellular component: actomyosin contractile ring. Gene Ontology annotation, biological process: signal transduction; mitotic cytokinesis; actomyosin contractile ring assembly. The record is from RefSeq and is a predicted model, not a curated record. Lineage: Eukaryota; Metazoa; Chordata; Testudines; Cheloniidae.
CCUAGGGAACCAGCACCCCGGGGCCAGGCCACACCAGCUGGCUUCAUGAUUCUCUCUGUGCCCGCCUGGGGAGGCCCUGGAUGGUUCCUUAUCAAAGCAGCCUGCUCCUUGAUAUCCACGUGUGCGGGGCUGCAGCGCUGCCCGCCCCCGCCAGGUGCCGCCCGGUUCGGUUCGGUUCGGGGCUGCAGCGCUGCCCGCCCCCGCCAGGUGCCGCCCGGGGGCGGAGGGGAGGAGUUUGACUCGAAGUUUUGAGCCGAGAGUGAACUUUCCCUUGGGAAUCGGGAGUGGACCUGGGACUGAGCGCGCAGGUCCGGCCCGGGGCAGUGAGCUCGGAACCGAACCAGUGGGGACCGGGCCGGGGUAGCACGAUCGGAACCGGGACCGCAGGCUCCCCGUUCGCCCACCCGCUGUGGGUUGCAACCCAGACCGCGGCGGCUCCGAUCCCCCAGAGAUUUGGACCGGGCCGGUCCCGGCUGCGCCAGGAUGUUCUGCCGGAACCACCGGAGCCGAGUGACCGUGGCGCGGGGCUCAGCCCUGGAGAUGGAGAUCCGGAGGGGCCGCUUCAGGCUCAGCCUCCUCGGGGACACCCCCCAGGACACUGACAUCCAGAAGAAGAUUGACCAUGAGCUCCGGAUGCGCGAAGGCACCUGCAAGCUGCUGGCAGCCUGCACGCAGCGGGAGCAGGCCCUGGAGGCAACCAAGAGCCUUCUGGUCUGCAACAGCCGCAUCAUGGCCUACAUGUCUGAGCUGCAGCGCAUGAAAGAGGCGCAGGUCGCGCAGCGGACGGCCCGGCGCCCCUCGGACGCUGGCCCCAUGGACGAUCGCUUACCCUGCAGGGGAAAGGUCUGUGUGUCAGAUCUCCGGAUCCCCUUGAUGUGGAAGGACACGGAGUAUUUCAAAAAUAAGGGAGACCUGCACCGCUGUGCCGUGUUCUGCCUGCUGCAGCUCGGCGUGGAGAUCUAUGACACCGAGAUGGUGCUGGUGGACCGGACGCUCACCGACAUCUGCUUCGAAAAUGGGGUCCUCUUCACGGAGGCAGGCCCGGACUUCGAGCUGAAGGUGGAGCUGUACAGCGUGGGGCUGGAGGAGGACUCUGCGCUUGGUAGCACCCCGAAGAAGCUGGCCAGCAAACUGAGCAGCUCACUGGGACGCUCCUCCGGGAAGCGGCUGCGUGCGGCGUUGGAUGGGGCCCCGGGGAGCCCCGUGAGUAAUGGGGGGAGCAGCCCGCUCCUGCUGCCGGCCCCCAGCGUGGUGGGCCCCAAGUACCACCUACUGGCCCACACCGCGCUCUCCCUGGCUGAGGUUCAGGACAGCUUCCGCACCCAUGACUUGGCCAUCACCAGCAAUGAGGAGAGCUCCUUCUGGCUGCCCCUCUAUGGCAGCAUGUGCUGCCGUCUGGCUGCCCAGCCCAACUGCAUGGCCCAGCAGAUGAUGUGCGGCUUCUUGAAAUUGCAACAGCAGGUGGGCGAGCAGCAGAGCUGGGCGCGGCUGUACUGCGUGCUGCGGGGCUCCAACCUCCUCUGCUACCGCCAGCCCCAGGACGCCGAGGCCCCGGUGGAGCCGGCGCUUACCAUCGCCAUCAACAAGGAGACGCGGAUCCGGGCCACGGAGAAGGACCCCAGGAACAAGCUGCAGAGCAUGUCGGUGACCAACCGCUAUGGGGGGGAGGAGGUGACGCACACGCUGCUGGCGGAGAGCCGGGCCGACACGCAGCGCUGGAUGGAGGCCUUCUGGCAGCACUUCUACGACCUGAGCCAGUGGAAGCAGUGCUGCGAUGAGCUCAUGAAGAUCGAGGUGCCGUCCCCACGCAAGCCCCCAGCCCUGCUGGCCAAGCAGGGCUCCCUGUACCACGAGAUGGCUAUUGAGCCUGUGGAUGACAUUGAGGCCGUGACGGACAUCCUGGCACGACGGGUGACGGCCCUCGAGCUGCGGUCGGACCUGGGCUGCCCCCCAUGGCUGUCUCUCUUCGAGGGGCCCCUGCUCAGCGCGUCCCACGCCAGCAUCACUUCCGACAGCCCCAGCCCCAGCCCCGCUCGCUCACGCCCGGCCUGGGGCCGGCCCCGCACGCUCUCCCUGGACGCCAGGCUCAGCACGCUGAAGGGGCGUGCUGGGAAGGGCCAGGCCCCUGCCCUGCGCCCGCUGGCCGGCCCCCCCCCCUCCGGCUCCUCCAGCAGCCGUGGCAACAGCCCCGAGUCGGAGCGCCAGGGCCGCUGCCCCACCCGCCCCACCCUGGAGCCCCGCAGCGGCCUGCAGUCCCAGGUCUGAUCAGCAGGGGGCGCCGGGAGCUGGCACUUGCAGCCUGACCAGGACUGGAGGUGACGGGGGAGGGGCCCCCCCGGCAGGGGCCCCCCAUGGCCCAGCCAGCCCUACGGCCUCCCUGCUCCAGCCGGGAGUGCCGGGUCGGUGUCUGUUCUCCGUCCUGCACAGCGGCACCUCUCCACCCCGUCCUCCCCCUGAGCCCGUGCCCCAGGGGCCAUCGCUCACGCAGGGCCAAGGGACCCCCCCGGGGACUGGCUUGUAGGGAUACCACAGCAGGGCCCCCUCGUACCCACCCGGGGCAUCCCUUGCGAGGUCCCCGGCAUCUGCUGGGGAGGGCUGUUAGGAACGGCCGGCCGAGCCCCCAGCCUGGGGCCCAGGGCCCACUCGCUCCCCUGGCUGAGCUGAGCCCUGAGCCAAGGGCCUGCCCCAGAGGUGCUGAGCUCACCCCCCAGUCCCCACUGCCCAGACAGACACAGAGGAAGCGGGGCAGCCUCUGGGCUGGUGCCCACGUUGUGGGGAGGGCCGAGCUGUUCUCAGUCUGGCGUCAGAGCAAAGGCUGAACACGGGGGGGCUUUGGGACAAAAAACUGGAAAUUUUUUGCCACAGGUGACACUAACGGGGAGGGGCAGGGCCUGAGGAUUCCCGAAUUCCAGCUCUAAUGGCUUUUCCUCACUUAUUCUAACCAGCCCCGUGAAGCUGCAGCCCCCCAAAAACAGACCAGUUCCCCUGCAGGGGCAUGCAUAGCCCCUCCCCCCACAACCCUGUCUCCCGCCAUGGGGCUGUCCGUCUGGGGGGGGGACCGAGGCUACAGCCACCUCAUUAAUAUGCAUUAAAAUAUAUUUAACGUU